This is a messenger RNA of Lactuca virosa, 2028 nucleotides long. The record is from the annotation of a GenBank genome assembly. NCBI's taxonomy places the organism in Eukaryota, Viridiplantae, Streptophyta, Magnoliopsida, Asterales, Asteraceae.
AUGAAGACAUAUAUGCCUGCAAAAGCACCAGAUUUCUCAUCCCCUGUUCAAGAUUCUUGCAAAAGCUUUCUUCUUGGAAACUUCAAUUUGACACCAUUUAAGAAUAAAAAAGUUGUACUAAAAUCACAAGAGAUGGAUUACUGCUGUUCAACACCAAAAAACAGUACCCAUUUGCCGAAAUUAAGUGGAGGUGAUGGAGGUUUAAGAAAUUGUGAUGAUGGGUUUUUGAGAGGGGAGAAGAUCAGAGGGAGCAUAAACGACACCGUUUGGGCUAACCAUUUGCGAAAAAAGUUGAGUUUUCAGAAACGAAAUAGCAAAACUACAAAACCUGGUGUUGCUUUCUCUGUCCUCACAUCUGAUAAUGGCAAAGAAACCAUGGUUGAGACACUGUCAGCACCAAUAUUUGAGCGACGGAGGGUUAACCCGAAAAAUGUGGCGGCGAUCAUCCUUGGCGGUGGUGCCGGAACUCAACUCUUCCCUCUUACCAGCAAAACCGCUACACCUGCUGUACCUGUGGGAGGAUGCUAUAGGCUUAUAGACAUCCCAAUGAGCAAUUGUAUAAACAGCACUAUAAACAAGAUCUUUGUUUUAACUCAGUUUAAUUCCGCUUCACUUAAUCGUCAUAUUGCUCGUACGUAUUUUGGCAAUGGUGUCAAUUUUGGAGAUGGUUUUGUGGAGGUGUUGGCUGCCACUCAAACUCCCGGUGAAGCAGGAAUGAAUUGGUUUCAAGGAACCGCGGAUGCUGUUAGACAGUUUACAUGGGUUUUUGAGGAUGCCAAGAACAAAGAUAUCGAAGAUAUACUAAUCUUAUCCGGUGAUCAUCUUUAUCGUAUGGACUAUUUGAACCUUUUGCAGAAUCACAUUGACAGAGACGCCGAUAUUACUGUUUCUUGUGUACCAGUGGGCGAAAGUAGAGCAGCUGAUUUUGGACUUUUAAAGUUCGAUAACAAAGGUCAAGUCAUUCAAUUUGCUGAAAAACCAAAAGACGACGAAUUGAAAGCCAUGCGAAUUGAUACGACUUUACUUGGAUUAUCACCGGAAGAUGCUAAAGAAUCUCCGUAUAUUGCUUCAAUGGGCGUUUACGUGUUCAAAAGAGAUAUUCUUUUGAAGCUUCUAAGAUGGAGGUACCCGACAUCUAAUGAUUUCGGAUCCGAAAUCCUUCCGGCUGCUGUACACGAACACAAUGUGCAAGCGUAUUUAUUCAGAGAUUAUUGGGAAGAUAUCGGAACAAUCAAAUCUUUUUAUGAUGCGAAUUUGGCGCUAACAGAUGAGGUACCCAAGUUUCAGUUUUAUGAUCCGAAGACUCCUUUUUUCACUUCUCCCAGGUUCUUGCCGCCAUCCAAAAUCGAAAAAAGCAAGUUAAAAAAUGCAAUUAUUUCACACGGUUGUUUCUUGAGAGAAUGCAACAUCGAACACUCGAUAGUGGGUGAAAGGUCACGUAUAGACUCGGGUGUCGAGCUCAAAGAUACGUUAAUGUUGGGAGCAGAUUAUUAUCAGACAGAAUCAGAGAUCGCUUCUUUACUAGCUUCCGGAAAGGUCCCGAUUGGGGUUGGAAGUAACACAAAAAUUAGAAACUGCAUCAUAGACAAGAAUGCAAAGAUCGGGAGUGAUGUAAAGAUCAUGAAUAAAGAUGGUGUACAAGAAGGUGACAGAGCAAAUGAAGGAUUCUAUAUAAGGUCUGGGAUUACAAUUAUAUUGGAGAAGGCUACAAUUAAUGAUGGCGUUGUUAUAUAACGGAUGAAUAGUAGUAAAGUACAAGUGAUGAUGCAAAGGGUACAUGUUUGCCCAACAUGUGACCAAGACCAAGAUGGGGUGCACCCCAUGGGUCAUGUGGGUUGAACCCUAAUGUUGGGGUAGGUGCACUAGUGGUUAUAACCAUACAAAGGCACAACAUCCCUUUUCUUGUAUUGUAUUUAUGACUAAUAAGGGUAUUAUUCACUUGUUAAAUAAUGAAACCUUUUUUUAAAGGUUGAAUGUAAUAUAUAACACCAAAAUUAUUUAUUUAUUUUUUGUACUUUAGCAUUGGAC